AUGGCAGGCCACAGCAGCGGUACGUGUAGGGAGCAGCGUGUAUCGAUGAAGUGUCUUGUCAACGAAAGCAUAAAACCAGUGGAUAUAUACAGAGGACUUCAAGCACAGCUUGGUGCUAAGGCGCUCAGCUGCAGUAAGACAUUUGAAUGGUGCAAACGUUUCACGGGUGACCGUAUCUCCGUCAGUGAUGAUCUCGGUCGUGGUGAUUCUCAGUUCACAGUUACCAUUCCUGUGAACAUCCAGCAAGUAGAACGUCGGAUUCUAAAUAAUCCCCGUGUAACUUGCUGUGAGGUUGCAAAAGUGACUCACCUUUCUGUAGGGACGGUGAAACUGGCUUGGUGGCCACCCAACCCACCGCUCCUUUCACUCGCUCGUCUCGCCCGCCUGCCCUCUUGCGUCCGAGCACGUGCAGCUGCGCAGUCAGCGUCAGCGACACCAACUGCCAACUGUUCGCGUCUUCAAGGGGUCCUGACAGCUGCGAAACCGCAUGCAACUUGCGUCCUGCGCCCACAGGUCUACGCACGUGAAUGCAUGAAUGCGCACCCGCUCGUUUGUCCGCUCACCCCUAUAUUGACACUGAGGGCACAGCUGUGCGGUCUCUUGCGCUAUUACGACACCUGGUACGCAUGUGUGUGUCUCCAUGGCCGAACGUCUCUUCACCUCCAUGUCUCUGUGUCUUCUAAGGGAAAACGAGGAAAUUCGGAGUAUGUGACAAUGAUGGUGGGAGACAGUUCGGGAAACGUGUACGUUUACGCAAUGAAGAAUUUCCCUGAGGCGGGCUCCGCAAACGAAGAGGCGGAAAAACUGAAUUCCAUUCUGCUCUCCUGUUUCUCAUCCCAAGUGCCUACGUAG
Echinococcus granulosus is the source of this 852-nucleotide messenger RNA. RefSeq lists its product as hypothetical. The transcript has 5 exons. The record is from RefSeq and is a predicted model, not a curated record. The coding region runs from base 1 to 852 and encodes 283 amino acids. Lineage: Eukaryota; Metazoa; Platyhelminthes; Cestoda; Cyclophyllidea; Taeniidae.